AUGAAAGCUAUGGAUUAUUUAAGAGAACCAUCAACCAAAGCAACUGGGAAAAGAGGUGUAGCUGAAUCACGUGCUGUCGUAUUUCGUGGUGGUGGAGGUGUUGGUCCUGGUCAAGGACCAGUAAUGGAUUUAAAAAGUGAAAUGUCCAGUGUUACAGAGGGUAUUGGAAUGGAGUUAGAAAAACGUUUCAAAGAGAUUGAUAAUCAAUUUCAACGUUUUAAUGAUGUUGAUUCACGUUUGAAUGAUGUAACACAAUUAUUAACAAAUUUAUCUGAAGUAAUCAGUAAUGUGACUGAAACACAACAACGAAUUAUUCGACAAAUAAAUGAACUUCCUACUUGUCAAUGUAAUGAAUUCACUGAUGAGGUUGUUCCUGUACAAAAAUCCACCACAACUCAAGCUGAUUCAGGAACAGCAGAAACUAGAAAACGUACAAAACUAGAAGUAGCUAUUCAAUCUGCAUUAGAAGCAGCUAAAGAUGUACUACGACCACCAACACCACCACCACCACCGCCACCACCUCCUCCACCCCCAAGGGAAUCACCUGUUCUAUUAGCUGCUGUUGUUCCUGGAUCCGAAGAUGAUUCAAGUGGUUCAGAAGAAGGUGGUGAUCCUUCAGCCGAUCCAGUCAUAGUACCUCAAGUUCCAGAUAUUAAAACUGGAAGAGUUAUCGAAAGAACAUUAGGUGAUCAUCGAUUAUGGGGAAUGGCUCCAUUUAAUUUUGAAAAAUAUCCUGGAAUGAGAAUGAAUGUACCACCGGAACGAAUGGCAUGGACUGAUACAGUCACUCUUUUAUUGGCAAAUGAAGAUUUUACUGCAGUCAAUGAAGAUGAUCGAUGUGAUGCAUAUUUUGUCCGUAUUCCAUUAUUACAUAGACAUUAUACUUACUUAUUGUCGAAUAAAUAUAAAAAGUUAUGCCUGUUAUGUGAAAAUACAAUAAAUAUAACUGAUAUCAUUCAUUAA
Messenger RNA from Schistosoma mattheei, 963 nucleotides. Lineage: Eukaryota; Metazoa; Platyhelminthes; Trematoda; Strigeidida; Schistosomatidae. The record is from the annotation of a GenBank genome assembly.